Struthio camelus australis is the source of this 549-nucleotide messenger RNA. RefSeq names its product transmembrane protein 212 (gene TMEM212). Lineage: Eukaryota; Metazoa; Chordata; Aves; Struthioniformes; Struthionidae. The record is from RefSeq and is a predicted model, not a curated record.
AUGAAGAGCUUGUAUGAAGUUACCGGAGGGAUACUUAUUACCUUUGGGAUUAUAAGCAUUUUUUCUGGAAUUUGUGCUUUCUUCCCUGUUUUUUCUUAUAAGCCUUGGUUUGCCGGAUGGAGCGUUUGUCUCGCCAGUCCCAUUUGGAGUGGAGCUUUGGCUGUUACUGCUGGUGUCCUUCUCCUUUUGGCUGCCAGAGGACGAACACGCAGAUCUCUGUGGGAAGCUAGUUUCGCCCUCGGCAUCCUGAGUAUCACAGGUGCCUCUGUGCAGUUUGCUGUCGCCGUUACAUCUCUCCUCCUUGGGCCGUACUGCUACUACUCAUUUGCUGGGAUUGCUGGGACCAACUACCUGGGUUACGUGGUGCUGUUCCCCUUUUCCUAUGCCGACUUCCCAAGCCUUUGCAAAGACCCACUGCAUUAUGAGAGGUACCACCUGGCUCUACAAAUACUAGACCUGUGCUCGAGUUUUGCCAUACUCUGCGCGUCUCUGUCUUUUGUGAUCAAGCUUGCGCUGAGGCUGCUUCGGUUUGGACAUUUGAACAUCUGA